AUGGCGACUGAAAUGGACAUCGACCCGCCCACUCAAGACAACGAGGCACCAUCACAAUCAGGCCCUGAGCCAAGAACGCAUUCAGCAGCCGUCGCAGUCCGAAGUAUCGAAGGAUGGAUUGUUCUAGUGACCAACAUCCACGAAGAAGCUUCCGAGGAAGACGUUACCGAUCUCUUUGCUGAACACGGCGAGAUCAAAAAUUUCAACCUGAACCUUGACCGCCGCACGGGUUAUGUCAAGGGCUAUGCUCUGAUUGAAUAUUCGACACUCCCCGAAGCAAGCGCUGCUAUUAAAGCCCUCGACGGUACCAAAUUGCUCGACCAAACUAUUCAUGUAGACUAUGCCUUUGUCCGACCUCCUCCAGGCGCAAAGGGCAAAGGAGGAGCGCAAAAGGGUGGCCGAGGUGGAAGGGCACGAAGCAGAAGCCGCGACCGCAGUCGCAGUCCUGAAGCUGACAAUGGAAGGGAUUAG
Talaromyces proteolyticus is the source of this 471-nucleotide messenger RNA. RefSeq lists its product as uncharacterized. Lineage: Eukaryota; Fungi; Ascomycota; Eurotiomycetes; Eurotiales; Trichocomaceae. Gene Ontology annotation, molecular function: mRNA binding. Gene Ontology annotation, cellular component: exon-exon junction complex; nucleus; cytoplasm. The coding region runs from base 1 to 471 and encodes 156 amino acids. The transcript is spliced from 2 exons. The record is from RefSeq and is a predicted model, not a curated record. Gene Ontology annotation, biological process: RNA splicing.